Messenger RNA from Hibiscus syriacus, 3017 nucleotides. Its product is annotated as villin-3-like. Gene Ontology annotation, biological process: actin filament severing. Bases 144 to 3002 code for a protein of 952 amino acids. Gene Ontology annotation, molecular function: actin filament binding. Lineage: Eukaryota; Viridiplantae; Streptophyta; Magnoliopsida; Malvales; Malvaceae. The transcript has 23 exons. The record is from RefSeq and is a predicted model, not a curated record.
AGUUUAUUUCCUUUUCGUUCCCACCUUUUAAUUUGCCAGCUCUGUUUGGUUCUGUCCCUUCUCUUCCUCAAACCCAAAGAUCUUUCUCCUUUUUUAUAAAAGCUUCGAAGGAGGUGUCAGCGUGACAAGGAAAACUCCAAGAAAUGUCUAGCGCUGGAAAACUUCUGGAUCCUGCAUUUCAUGGAGUGGGUCAGAAACCUGGGACUGAAAUUUGGCGUAUUGAGAAUUUGCAGCCGGUUCCUUUGCCGAAGUCUGACUAUGGAAAAUUCUAUACGGGCGAUUCUUACAUUGUCUUACAGACAACAUCAGGAAAAGGCGGUUCAAAUCUGUAUGAUAUACACUUCUGGAUCGGGAAAGAUACCAGUCAGGACGAAGCUGGAACAGCUGCUAUUAAAGCCAUUGAGCUAGAUGCAGCAUUAGGAGGGCGUGCUGUGCAGCACAGGGAACUUCAAGGUCACGAAUCUGACCAAUUUUUGUCCUACUUUAAACCUUGCCUUAUACCACUGGAGGGUGGCUUUGCUUCUGGAAUUAAAGAACCCGAAGGAGAGUUCGAGACGCGUUUAUACGUGUGCAGAGGAAAGCGAGCUGUGAAAUUGAAACAGAUUCCUUUUGCUCGGUCUUCACUGAAUCAUGACAAUGUAUUUAUCCUGGACACUCAAAACAAGAUUUAUCAGUUCAAUGGUGCAAAUUCUAAUAUUCAGGAAAGGGCAAAGGCAUUAGAAGUUACUCAGUUUUUAAAGGAAAAGUAUCACGACGAAAAGUGUGAUGUUUCAAUUGUUGAUGAUGGGAAAUUGGGCUCCGAAUCCAACUCUGAUGAGUUUUGGGUCUUCUUUGGUGGUUUUGCUCCAUUAGGCAAGAAGGUUACCAGUGAAGAUGAUGAUAUUCUUGAUACUGCUCCUGCUAAACUUUAUAGCAUAACUGAUGGUGAGCUGAAGCCUGUUGAAGGCAAACUAUCAAAAGACCUUUUGGAAAACAAAAAAUGCUACCUACUAGACUGUGGUGCUGAGGUUUUUGUUUGGAUUGGACGGGCGACACAAGUAGAUGACAGAAAAGCUGCCAGUCCAGUUGUUGAGGAUUUUAUCACUAGGGAGAAUAGAGCACAAACAGCACGUAUGACCCGUGUCAUCCAAGGAUAUGAAACUAAUUCAUUCAAGUGCAACUUUGAUUCUUGGCCGGUAGGGUCAACAGCCCCUAGUGUUGAGGAGGGAAGAGGAAAAGUAGCCGCUUUUCUGAAGAAACAAGGAGUUGGUGCCAAGGGAAUGAGCAAAAUUAGCACUCCUGUUCCUGUAAAUGUAGAAGUCCCUCCUUUGCUCAAAGGCGGUGGAAAGAUGGAGGUAUGGUGCAUUAAUGACAGUCUCAAGACACCAUUGCCGAACGAUGAUAUCGGUAAAUUCUACAGCGGAGACUGUUACAUUGUGCUUUAUACCUACCACUCAGAUGAGAAGAAAGAAGAUUACUUCCUGUGCUGUUGGAUUGGGAACGAUAGCAUUGAGGAGGACCGACAGACGGCAUAUAAGUACGCUACUACAUUUUGUAACUCGUUAAAGGGGAGGCCUGUUCAGGGUCGAGUGUUUGAAGGUAACGAACCACCCCAAUUCAUUGCACUUUUUCAAUCUAUGGUGGUCCUUAAGGGUGGUCAAAGCACUGGUUACAAAAAGAGUUUAUCUGACAAAGGCUUGACAGAUGAAACCUACACAGCCGAUUCUUUUGCUCUAUUUCGUAUAUCAGGAACUGAUGUGCACAAUAAUAAAGUACUGCAAGUCGAUACGGCGGCAACUCUGUUGAACUCGAGUGAGUGUUUCCUCCUGCAAUCUGAACAAACAAUUUUCUUAUGGCAAGGAAACGAAAGCACCAAUGGACAGAAGCAAUUAGCUGCAAAAAUUGCUGCAUUUUUUAAGCCUGGAGUUUCUGUUAAAAAUGCUAGAGAAGGAAAAGAGAGCAAUUCCUUCUGGCUCGCACUCGGGGGGAAACGAAGUUAUACCAGUGAAAAAGCAUCUUUUGGGAGUGCCAGGGAUCCCCACUUGUUCACUUUCUCCCUUAAAAAGGGAAAGUUCGAGGUGGAGGAAAUCUAUAAUUUCUCACAGGAUGAUCUCUUGACAGAAGAUAUCUUGAUACUUGACACACAUGCAGAAGUGUUUGUCUGGGUUGGUCAGUGUGUAGAUGUACUAGAUAAGCAAAGCGUUUUCGAAAUCGGUCAGAAAUAUAUCGACAGGGCUGCAUGUCUGGAUGGUUUGUCUCCUACUGUUCCACUUUACAAGGUUACUGAAGGAAAUGAACCCUGCUUCUUCAGAACAUUCUUUUCAUGGGAUCCCCAUCGAGCUGCCGUGCAAGGAAACUCAUACCAGAAGAAGAUGGCAUUGCUCUUUGGAGCUAGCCUGACAUUGCUCUUGGGAGCUAGCCAUGCUGCAGAGGACAUGUCCAUGGGGUUCCAAGGGGGUAAGACUCAAAGGGCUGCGGCGUUAGCCGCCUUAUCUUCUGCAUUCAAUCCAUCUCCGGCCAAAUCGACCUCUUCGGCCCAGGAUCGCUCCCAGGGAGAUCCGAGUGGACCGACACAAAGAUCUGCAGCUUUAGCAGCUUUAAUGACUGCAUUAAAUCCAUCAGAUGAACCCAAAACCUCAUCUCCAAAGCCUCCCAGUUCUAGUCAGGGAUCGCAAAGAGCUUCAGCUUUGGCAGCUUUAGAAUCUGCAUUUAAUCCUUCAUCCGAAACCAAAACCUCAGCUCCAAAGCGUAUCAGUUUUCGUCAGGCAUCACAAAGAGCGGCCGCAAUAGCCGCUCUUUCCUCUGUUCUCACUGCUGAAUGUAAGAAACAACCGCCUGCCUUGUCACCUGAGAAACACUCUAGGAGCACUUCCCCGAUAACCAGCCCACCUCCCGCGGAAAAGAGUCCAGCGGACCCUUCUGAAGCAGAGGAUUCUGCAGAGGUUGCUAAAACCAACGACGAACAUUCGGAACCAAAGGAACAGAUAGAGCAGGACCAGGAUGAGGUGCUUACAGCCCUCUAAGCACAUUCAAAUACG